Nothoprocta perdicaria is the source of this 983-nucleotide messenger RNA. It is a transcript of the gene ZCCHC24, whose product is annotated as zinc finger CCHC-type containing 24. Bases 6 to 725 code for a protein of 239 amino acids. Lineage: Eukaryota; Metazoa; Chordata; Aves; Tinamiformes; Tinamidae. Gene Ontology annotation, molecular function: zinc ion binding; nucleic acid binding. The record is from RefSeq and is a predicted model, not a curated record. The transcript has 4 exons.
CGAAGAUGAGCUUGUUGUCAGCCAUCGACACGAGCGCCGCGUCCGUCUACCAGCCCGCCCAGCUCCUCAACUGGGUCUAUCUGUCGCUGCAAGACACGCACCAGGCCAGCGCCUUCGAUGCCUUCCGCCCCGAGCCCUCCUCGUCCCAGCACGCCGAGCUCGGCUACACCAAGAGCGCGCCCGAGCUGGGCUCCUCGCUCAGCUCCAGCUAUCUCAACAGCUUCUUCCAGCUGCAGCGCGGCGAGGCUCUGAGCAGCAGUCUGUAUAAGAGUGCAUCUCCUUACGGCUCUCUCAAUAACAUAGUGGAUGGGCUAAGCUCCCUCACAGAGCAUUUUUCUGACCUAUCCCUUUCUUCAGAAGCCAGAAAACCCAGCAAGAGGCCACCUCCUAAUUACCUGUGCCAUCUCUGCUUUAACAAGGGACACUACAUCAAAGACUGCCCGCAGGCUCGCCCAAAAGGAGAAGGUCUGACUCCAUACCAGGGCAAGAAACGCUGCUUUGGUGAAUACAAGUGUCCUAAAUGCAAGAGAAAAUGGAUGAGUGGAAACUCCUGGGCUAACAUGGGACAAGAAUGUAUCAAGUGCCACAUUAAUGUUUAUCCCCACAAACAGAGACCCCUGGAGAAGCCGGACGGCCUGGAUGUCUCAGACCAGAGCAAAGAACAUCCCCAGCACCUGUGUGAGAAGUGCAAAGUUUUGGGCUACUACUGCCGCCGCGUGCAAUAAACCUUCCAAGUGGCCUCUUCCCGUCCCCAUCAUCCUUCGAGAACCUCUGGCAGCAUACGACGAACAGCAACACAAAAGAAACCAAGACAAAAGCUAAAAUAAUUGCCAAUAUUGCCUAUCUUUAACCUAGUAAUAUGCCUUACCAGUAGUAGAAUGUAACAUUUCCCCUGUGCGUGCUCACACAUGCCACAGGUAUUUACAGGACUACAGUGUAUUUGUAUGCAUACAUAUAUAUAUAUAUAAAUCUGUGUGUGUGUA